GAGGCGGGGAAAGGCGCGGAGCGGUGCCGGGAAGGCGGCGGCCGGGCCGGCGCCGCGUACCCGGUGCAGCUCGGUGCCUCCGAGGGCGGGAGCGGCCGGAGGCGCAGGCGCAAGGACAGGGUCUCCACCGCCCGCGCAGAGCGGGGCGGGGUCCGCGCUCAAUGCGGGCGGCGGAGGUGGGCGCUGAUUGGCCAAGUGCCUGCCCCUCCCGAGCAGCCAUUGGUGGGCUACUCGCCCGGGCCCGGCGCGCGGCGGGGCAGGACUUCCGGAGUGGGGCCGGCUGUUAAGCGGCGGGGCUGCAGGACCGGCCCGAACUUUCCAGAAGAAUCGGGAUCGGAGCAGCGCGGAGUGGGAUCUGCGCCCGCCGCUCCGGGGGCCCCCUGCCACUGCCGCCACCGCCAUGGUGAAGGAGACCACGUACUACGACGUGCUGGGCGUGAAGCCCAACGCCUCCGCUGAGGAGCUGAAGAAGGCCUACCGCAAGCUCGCGCUCAAGUACCACCCGGACAAGAACCCCAACGAGGGCGAGAAGUUCAAGCAGAUCUCGCAAGCUUACGAAGUGCUGUCGGACCCGAAGAAGAGGGAGCUGUAUGACAAAGGAGGCGAGCAAGCUAUCAAGGAGGGCGGCUCCGGCGGCGGCUUCGGGUCACCCAUGGAUAUAUUCGAUAUGUUCUUCGGCGGUGGAGGGAGGAUGCACAGGGAGAGGCGAGGUAAAAACGUGGUCCAUCAGUUGUCAGUAAGUUUAGAAGAUAUGUACAAUGGUGCAAUGAGGAAACUUGCACUGCAGAAAAACGUUAUCUGUGACAAAUGUGAAGGUCGUGGUGGUAAGAAAGGUGCAGUAGAAUGCUGCCCUAAUUGCAGGGGAACAGGCAUGCAGAUCAGAAUUCACCAGAUUGGGCCAGGAAUGGUGCAGCAGAUCCAGUCUGUGUGUAUUGAGUGUCAGGGGCAUGGGGAGCGUAUCAGUGCCAAGGACCGGUGUAAGAGCUGCAAUGGCAGAAAAAUUGUUCGAGAGAAGAAGAUCCUGGAAGUUCACAUUGACAAAGGAAUGAAGGAUGGUCAGAAAAUAACAUUCCAUGGUGAAGGGGACCAAGAGCCAGGUCUGGAGCCAGGGGAUAUUAUUAUUGUCUUGGAUCAGAAAGACCACUCUGUAUUUACAAGACGAGAUGAAGAUCUCCUUCUGUCUAUGGAUAUUCAGCUGGUUGAAGCACUAUGUGGCUUUCAAAAACCCAUCACAACGCUGGAUAAUAGAACUAUUAUUAUUACCUCCCAUCCUGGCCAGGUUGUUGAGCAUGGGGCUAUUAAGUGUGUGUUGAAUGAAGGUAUGCCAAUUUAUCGCAGACCAUAUGAAAAAGGACGUCUAAUCAUAGAAUUUAGGGUGAUCUUCCCAGAGAGUGGCUUCCUCUCCUCAGAUAAGCUGUCCUUACUUGAAAAACUGCUACCUACAAGGCAGGAGAUAGAAGAAACUGAGGAAAUGGAACAGGUGGAAUUAGUGGACUUCGAUCCAUCUCAAAAGCGAAAACACCUCUAUAAUGGAGAAGUGUAUGAAGAUGAUGAGCAUCAGCCUAGAGGUGGUGUUCAGUGCCAGACAUCAUAAAUGGGCCAGUGAAUAACAUGUGAUGCUUGUUUGUAUGCAGUAGUGGAUGAGUGAAGGACUACAAGCAAUUUGCCCUCACCUGCUAUUUGUUAUGUCCAGCCAUAGUCAUUUCUAAAAGCAUAAAGAAAUAAACUAAGUAAUUAAACUGA
Molecule: messenger RNA, 1743 nt
Organism: Vidua chalybeata
Lineage: Eukaryota; Metazoa; Chordata; Aves; Passeriformes; Viduidae
Gene: DNAJA1
Product: DnaJ heat shock protein family (Hsp40) member A1
Exons: 8
Coding region: 401-1594 (397 amino acids)
Biological process (GO): response to heat; protein refolding
Cellular component (GO): cytosol; cytoplasm
Molecular function (GO): Hsp70 protein binding; ATP binding
Source: RefSeq, a predicted model, not a curated record